Messenger RNA from Capsicum annuum, 1319 nucleotides. RefSeq names its product probable protein arginine N-methyltransferase 6. The record is from RefSeq and is a predicted model, not a curated record. Gene Ontology annotation, molecular function: protein-arginine N-methyltransferase activity. NCBI's taxonomy places the organism in Eukaryota, Viridiplantae, Streptophyta, Magnoliopsida, Solanales, Solanaceae. Gene Ontology annotation, biological process: peptidyl-arginine methylation.
GAUCGUGCGCGGACUGACAGUUACAGGAAUGCAAUUUUUCAGCAUCAAAGCUUCAUUGCGGGAAAAGUUGUUGUUGAUGUUGGAUGUGGCACCGGCAUCCUAUCUAUAUUUUGUGCGCAGGCGGGUGCAAGACGAGUGUAUGCUGUUGAUGCAAGUGAUAUAGCUGUCCAGGCAAAUGAAAUCGUGAAGGCAAACAACCUAUCUGACAAAGUUAUUGUUUUGCAUGGGCGGGUCGAGGAUGUUGAAAUUGAUGAAGAAGUUGAUGUUAUAGUUUCAGAAUGGAUGGGUUACAUGCUUCUUUAUGAGAGCAUGCUGGGGAGUGUUAUCACUGCUAGAGACCGCUGGCUGAAACCAGGAGGUCUUAUUCUUCCAUCACAUGCAACGCUCUACAUGGCGCCUGUGACGCAUCCAGAUCGGUAUAGUGAAAGCGUUGAUUUCUGGCGUAAUGUUUAUGGGAUAGACAUGUCUGCUAUAAUGCCGUUAGCAAAGCAGUGCGCGUUUGAAGAGCCAUCGGUGGAGGCAAUAACUGUUGAAAAUGUUUUGACAUGGCCACAAGUGGUGAAGCAUGUGGACUGUUAUACAGUGACAACUUGGGAGCUAGAGUCCAUCACAGCCAGAUUUAAAUUCGAGUCAAUGAUGCGAUCACCCUUUCAUGGUUUUGCUUUCUGGUUUGAUGUGGAGUUUAAUGGCCCAGCAAUAUAUCCUUUGAAUAAUGGUAUCCCACCCUCAUUUGUUGAGCCUUCUAACGGUAACGUGACAGAAGGAAAUCAAAGAAAGAGGCGUCCCAAUCCUAGCGAAGCCGUUAUAUUGUCAACUGCACCAGAAGAUCCCCCGACACACUGGCAACAGACGUUGGUUUACUUCUAUGAACCCUUGGACGUGGAGCAAGAUCAGGUUAUUGAAGGCUCUCUAACAUUGUCGCAAAGCAAAGAAAAUGCUCGAUUCAUGAACAUCCAUCUUGAAUAUUCAUCUGGUGGGCGUUCAUUUGUCAAAGAGUCGGUGAUGCGAUAAAACAAUGUAUGAAAUCUUACACAGUUUCUGAAUAUUAUUCUUGUAAGUUAGGUAGGAAAAUGAAGGUGAGUUCAUGGCAUUUAUACUGCCUUUAUUUUACUUAAAAGCGUUGAAUGUGACAACUUCAUUGCAUAUCUACGCAGUGUAUUAUCUGAAAACCUGUAACGUCUCCGCGAUAAUAUGGUCUUUCCUGAAGCUGUAAUUUGUAGUGUAGAUGUUGGUCUGGUGCUGUAUUAGAUUGCUUUUUAGUUAGUUAAAUUCAUUUGGAUAUGAAAAAGAUAAAAAAGAUUUAUUGAUUUCUGCAGCCA